AUUUGCAAGGUAUUUGAUAAGGUGCCGCCUACGUCACCAUGGCAACCGGGAUCCGUGCGAGAGAGGGGCGGACUCUCCCGCGCAAAACUCCGGGAGUCGCGCACGCGCUCGCGCUUCCUGACUGCCGGUACGUCACACGCUCUGCACAGCGGUCCGUUGGCGGGAGACUGGGGGUGAAACACGAUCACAUCAAAACAGCUGCCGGCACCAUGAAAUGCAUAAUUCCCGCAAACAACCUGAGAGCGUUUGGAAAAGCAAUCCAUGCGUUAUCCAAAAUUGGCGAUGAGAUAUGGCUCGAUCCUUUAGAAAAUGGUCUUGCACUGAGAUCGGUUAAUUCUUCUGGAUCGGCAUAUGCUUGCUUUUUAUUCUCUCCCCUCUUCUUCCUGCAUUACAGCAGGGGUAACAAGCAGCAACAGGAAACCUCUGAAGCUGAGGUUGUACCCCUCAACUGUAAGAUGGCAAUUAAGUAUGUUCUUCCAAUGUUUCGAUGCCUAACUACAUUAGAGAGGAAUGUGGAGAAAUGCAAGAUUUAUGUAAAUUCACAGGACUGCCGAGUUGUUUUUCAGUUCUGCUGCAAAUACGGAAUCACUAAAGCUCACCAUUUGGCAUUUCAAGAGUGUGAGACCCUACAGGCUGUGUUUUCGAAACAGUUAUGCCCAAAUAUAGUGCGAUCUCAUGCAAGGCUUCUGGCUGACGUUGCCAUUCAUUUCCCAAUGUCUCAAGAAGAAAUUACAUUGACUGUAACUCCUCUGAAAGCUUUCUUCAAGAGCUAUGUAGAUGAAGACAAAGAUUUCUCAAAAGUAAUGCAAACUGAAGUGAGUUUAAAACCCAAUGAGUUUGAAUAUCUGCAGAUUGGAGUUGACGCUGAGAUAACAUUCUGCUUGAAGGAGCUUAGGGGUCUUCUGGCAUUUGCUGAAUCUAUGAGCCUUUCUGUAUCAGCCCAUUUUGGAACAGCUGGGAAGCCAAUUGCAUUUAUUAUUGAUAAUAUGAUGCUUGAAGGUAUUUUCGUACUGGCUACGUUAACUGACAUAGGGAGCCAGGCAUCAUCACAGCACACUCAGAACUUAAAGACCUAUGGCAAUAAGAGCAGUGAUGAUCAGCCAAACAUUCAGACUGAAGAUGUGAAUGAAUUGAUUAAUGAAGAAAUCAAUUCACCAGCAAUACCCAUAGUAACCACUACACAAAAAGAUGGUCGGUCCCAAAUUCAGAAAAGAAAGGACCACUGCAGGAGCCCCAGAUUUACAGAAGAUCUAAAUCAAAAUGUCAAGAUAUCCUCUGUGUUUAGCAAUUACUUAGCGGAUGGAGUUGAAAAUGAAAUGGUGCCUGGAACACCACCAAAUAAAAAGUUGUGUUCACUAUUCUUCAGUGCUGUGUUAACCAAACAUCAGAAGAACAGUCAUCAAACCUUGGUGAGCCUAGCAGAUGACAGUGAGGAGGAGGAUAUUAAGGAAGGAAAACACAGGCAAAAGUUCUCAGAACUCUGAGUGACAGUCCUGGGAAUAUCUAACUCAAUAGCUUCAGGAUCAGGACAGCCAAUGGGCAGCUUUACGAGGAAAGCAAGAAUCUUGCUGAUCUUAACAAUUGCAACGAUGGGAUAUAGACAUUGCAUUUGAUUCUGCUCUUCAGCAUGUUAUGAACGGACUUACAGUAAUGAUUAGAUGCAUUUACAUUUGUUUUAAAGCAUCACAAUCAUUGACUUCAUGUUAAGCAUUAAGAAUGGCAAAUUCAAAGUUGCAAGUUGAGAUUUGUAUCAAAUCUCUUGCACACAAUUCAUUUAAAAAAAGUUUAAUUUUUUUUAAAUGAAAUGCAAGUCAAUUUGAAUUUAACUUAUUGCAAAUUGUAAAAAAUCUCAAACUAUACUUACAUCAAUCAAAUGUGAAAAUAAUUAAAUUCUUUAAUCACUAUAACAUUUUCUAAUAUGUGAAUAAAUUUGCCAUUUUUUGAUAAUAGCCAAUGGUCUUUUGACAGCAAAGAUGUUUAAGUUUAAGGCAAUUAUUUGAUUUAUUGCUAUCUUUUGCAUUUUAGUCUUUCAAAACAUACUAGCAAGAUUUGUAAUGGCAAGAUCUUGACUGAAUUAAAAGUUUUUCUUCACAUUAAACCUGUAACUUACUUAAACCAAUGACCCACGGAGAGUACAAGAUCUGGUGAUUGCUGGAGAAAUUUUUCAGGACGAUGCAUUUCUAAAAUUCGAGUUUAAGAAUGUUGCCUACUUUACUUAGUUUCAAAUUAUAUUACAAAUAAAAUCUCAGCAGAAUACUUAAUGGUAACUGAAUAACCGGUAAAUGGUGGCAUAUGCAUUAUACAUUUAAGAUGGUCAAUUGCAAAUAUUUUUCUAGUUAAGAUGCAAUAUAAUGUAAAUUCAGUAGAUUGAAACAAUCAAGACAGCUGUUAAUAAACAUCCAAAAAGAUUUGAACAGGUGCGGCAUGACGUACAAGUUUUGAACAUGUCAAAAUUAAGAUAAUUAAUAGUGAGCAGUGGAAAAUACUGGCAACUAACUUGGUCCUAUGAUUGUUUAAAAAUAGAAGCACAGCAGAGGAUGCUAUUUAGCCUAUUAUAUAUAUACAGCCUUUGGUAGAGGAAAAUAAAUGAAGCUCCUCAAGCCUGCAAAACUAAAAUAAGAUUCACAUGAUGUCUGGCAUUACCACUGGAGCAUCAUUUUGCAAUGCUCAGCAGAAACGAUUACAGCUUUAAAAUUGUACUCUAUUUGCUGAUUUAAUAAAAUUAAAAUAGUUUCACUUGGA
Molecule: messenger RNA, 2742 nt
Organism: Amblyraja radiata (thorny skate)
Lineage: Eukaryota; Metazoa; Chordata; Chondrichthyes; Rajiformes; Rajidae
Product: cell cycle checkpoint control protein RAD9A
Exons: 12
Coding region: 39-1484 (481 amino acids)
Biological process (GO): DNA replication checkpoint signaling; mitotic intra-S DNA damage checkpoint signaling; DNA repair
Cellular component (GO): checkpoint clamp complex
Source: RefSeq, a predicted model, not a curated record